CAACCUGUUGUGACACCAGUUCACAGUGUGACAUCUGCGCGUCCGGACGCCUGUUAGCUCCGUGUAUUCAUUCCAGCCUGGAGCAACUAGUUGGCAGUUUAUUAUCAUUAGUACGCCGUGGUCAGAUCGCUCGAUAAAGCGCACAAAAGUCGCCCCGUAUCUGUAAAAUGAAAAUGCACGAAAAUGUUGGGGUUUAUCUUGGACUGUGUCUACACGUCGUUCCUGAGAUACUGGUUAAAGUGGCUGAUCAGACACGCAACAGGGACAUGUGAGCUGCAAAGAGUUUGCUCAGGAUACAGUCCAGGGGCUACAAGGACAACAAAAGCAGAAUAUGCCCUUCGAUCAUCUAAGAGCAGGGUUUUAAGAAGCGCACUGGAAGCCAGAAAAGAUAACUUAAAAGAAUGUGUGGGUCAAAUUAUGAAAGAGAAAGAUAUCAAACCUGAGAAAGAUCCCCAGUUCAAGGAGAACCUACACACUUGUCUGUUACAGAUAACAGGAUACAGCAGCCUCUUUAAGUCUGUGGAGGAGCUGAGAAAAGAAGUCUUCAGCUCAGAGAAAGUAGAACAUGAAGCAAUGCUUCUGAAGCUGUGGGACCUGUUGAUGCCAACAGUCAAACUGGAAUCAAGGAUAACCAAACAGUGGGGAGACAUUGGAUUCCAAGGAGAUGACCCUAAGACAGACUUCAGAGGAAUGGGGAUGCUGGGCCUAAUCAACCUUGUUUUUUUCAGUGAACACUACACAGAGGAGGCUCGUCAGGUGUUGUCACAUGCAAAUCAUCCUAAACUGGGUUAUUCAUAUGCCAUAGUUGGGAUCAACCUGACAGAGAUGGCCUACAGCCUCAUGAAGAGUGGGGCUUUGAAGCCACACUUCUACAACACCGCACUGGGAACGCCUGAGCUUCAGCACUUUCAUCAGCUGUACUGUUACCUGGCGUAUGAAUUUGAUAAAUUCUGGGUGGCAGAAGAACCAGAAAGCAUCAUGCAGUUUAAUCAGUACAGAGAAAAAUUCCAUAACAUGGUCAAGGCAGAUCUAGAAGACCCUGGUGUGUCACUCACAUUGACUGUCCACUCAUAAACCAACAGUUACUUAACUGUAAAGAUGAACAUGUCCUCCUGACGUCUCUGCAGCAUCCAUUGUUUCUUCAGCCAGAAGAAGGCAAGAUAGUGUGAGCAGUGCUGCACAAAACAGACUGAACCUAACUUUAAAUUAAAGUUGUUACCUUGUUGUGUGAUACUUUGAGGCUUUAAAGCACAAGCGUAACACCCUAUACCUCACAAAUGACCAUUCCAGUGAGCUAUUAGCCUACGUUAAUGGAGAUCGAGCAUUGCUGCAGAGACUGAGGUUAUGACUGGACUGAAGCGUUACGCACCUUCGUAAGCAAGCAUCCAAAUGAAAAGAUUGCAGUUCAAAGACAGAUAUUGAGAAUUGCUCUUGUUUGUAUUUGUUCUCACCUCUCCUGCUCAGGAAUGUAGUAUUUACACCUGGAAUCAUUUAGUUCAAAUGUAAGGUUUAAAUUCCAUUGUGCAGUGUUAUUAAACGUUGUGCAUGACUUAAUGUGUCCCCACUGACGCCAUCUGUAUGAUGUAAUAUAGGUGAUGUGGAAAUGAAAGGGUUGCCUCCCCUUUUAUGUUUUUUUUAAAUAUAAAUGUAUGUCUCAAAAUUGCAUUUUUAAUGUUUUAUGCUUUGAUUUCUUUUGAGACCUGUAAUGAUUAACACUUAAUGCUCGGUUAAUAAACACUUUGAUGUUUUGAAA
Betta splendens (Siamese fighting fish) is the source of this 1753-nucleotide messenger RNA. It is a transcript of the gene elmod2, whose product is annotated as ELMO/CED-12 domain containing 2. Lineage: Eukaryota; Metazoa; Chordata; Actinopteri; Anabantiformes; Osphronemidae. The transcript is spliced from 9 exons. Gene Ontology annotation, cellular component: membrane. The record is from RefSeq and is a predicted model, not a curated record. The coding region runs from base 184 to 1074 and encodes 296 amino acids. Gene Ontology annotation, molecular function: GTPase activator activity.